This is a messenger RNA of Aspergillus wentii DTO 134E9, 2484 nucleotides long. Its product is annotated as dolichyl-diphosphooligosaccharide--protein glycosyltransferase subunit STT3. Lineage: Eukaryota; Fungi; Ascomycota; Eurotiomycetes; Eurotiales; Aspergillaceae. Gene Ontology annotation, molecular function: dolichyl-diphosphooligosaccharide-protein glycotransferase activity. The transcript has 6 exons. Gene Ontology annotation, cellular component: membrane. Gene Ontology annotation, biological process: post-translational protein modification. The coding region runs from base 118 to 2346 and encodes 742 amino acids. The record is from RefSeq and is a predicted model, not a curated record.
UGUCAACCAAACCAACGGUCCAACCUUCUCGCAUCACCUUCGCGACAGGACGGACGAGAGUCAUUCUCUCCUUUUGUGUCUAAUUGGACUUUGUUCUUUUUUUCUUCUCUGGCCAUUAUGGCCGAAACACCCGUUGAUGUUCUUCUGAAGGGCGAGACCAGCAGGAACACACGCGGUCUUCUGCGGAUUAUCAUUCUAUGUACUAUCGCCGCCGCUGCCGUGUCCAGUCGACUCUUCAGUGUUAUUAGAUUCGAAAGUAUUAUUCACGAAUUCGAUCCUUGGUUCAACUUCCGAGCAACGAAAUAUCUGGUUGAGCAUGGAUUCCAUAGCUUCUGGGAUUGGUUCGAUGACCGAACAUGGCACCCACUGGGACGUGUCACUGGUGGCACACUUUACCCCGGUCUCAUGGUGACCAGCGGCAUUAUUUACCAUAUCCUGCGGUUCCUUACUCUCCCUGUCGACAUUCGCAACAUCUGUGUUUUGCUUGCGCCAGCAUGCUCCGGUCUAACAGCAUUGGCAAUGUAUUUCCUGACCUGUGAAAUGACACCCUCUCCUUCUGCAGGUCUUCUUGCGGCUGCUUUCAUGGGAAUCGUCCCUGGUUAUAUCUCCCGCUCGGUCGCGGGAAGCUACGACAACGAAGCCAUCGCAAUCUUCCUUCUCGUUUUCACCUUCUUCUUGUGGAUCAAGGCCGUCAAAAAUGGCUCUAUCAUGUGGGGAACUUUGACCGCACUAUUCUACGGAUACAUGGUGUCAGCUUGGGGUGGAUAUGUCUUCAUCACCAACCUGAUCCCUCUGCAUGUUUUCGUCCUUCUCUGCAUGGGCAGAUACAGCUCUCGGCUCUACAUCAGUUAUACAACAUGGUACGCUCUGGGAACUUUGGCCAGCAUGCAGAUUCCCUUCGUCGGAUUCUUGCCUAUUCGCAACAGCGACCACAUGGCCGCUUUGGGUGUUUUCGGUUUGAUUCAGCUUGUGGCUUUCGCCGAGUUUGUUCGAGGCUUCGUCCCUGGCAAGCAGUUCCAGAAGCUUCUUACCUCGAUGAUCAUCAUCACCUUCGGUCUUGCAUUUGUCGGGCUUGUUGUGCUCACUGUGUCAGGAGUCAUUGCGCCAUGGAGCGGUCGCUUCUACUCCUUGUGGGAUACUGGCUAUGCCAAGAUUCACAUCCCCAUUAUCGCGUCCGUUUCGGAGCACCAACCUACCGCCUGGCCGGCGUUCUUCUUUGAUCUGAACUUCCUGAUCUGGCUCUUCCCUGCAGGUGUUUACAUGUGCUUCCGAGACCUCAAAGAUGAGCAUGUGUUUGUCGUCAUCUACUCGGUGCUCUCGACUUACUUCGCUGGUGUUAUGGUCCGAUUGAUGUUGACUUUGACCCCUAUUGUUUGCGUUGCCGCUGCCAUUGUGCUUUCUCACAUCCUUGACACUUACCUACUUGCUUCUUCGCCCAAGGAGAACUCUCAGCAAACGAACGCGGAGGCAGCUUCGGAACCUCUUCGCACCGCACGGACACCCUCCGUUGGAAUCUUUUCCUACCUUUCUAAGGCUGUCGUGACAAGCUCCAUUGUUGUCUACCUUGUUCUUUUUGUCGCGCACUGCACCUGGGUCACAUCGAAUGCGUACUCCUCCCCGUCGGUCGUUUUGGCCAGCCGGAUGCCAGAUGGAAGUCAGUUCAUCAUUGACGACUACCGUGAGGCAUACUAUUGGCUUCGUCAGAACACCCCUCAAAACGCCAAGAUCAUGUCAUGGUGGGAUUAUGGCUACCAAAUUGGUGGUAUGGCCGAUCGCCCGACUCUCGUUGACAACAAUACCUGGAACAACACCCACAUUGCCACUGUCGGAAAGGCCAUGAGCUCGCGUGAGGAAGUCAGCUACCCCAUUCUUCGCCAACACGAUGUGGACUACGUUCUUGUUGUUUUCGGUGGGUUGCUGGGCUACUCAGGCGAUGAUAUCAACAAGUUCCUCUGGAUGGUUCGUAUUGCCGAAGGUAUUUGGCCCGAUGAGGUGAAGGAGCGCGAGUUCUUCACGCCUCGCGGAGAAUACCGUGUGGACGAAGGCGCAACCCCCACCAUGCGUAACAGUUUGAUGUACAAAAUGUCUUACUACAACUACAACUCCCUCUUCCAACAAGGCCAGGCCGUCGACCGUGUACGUGGUGUGAAACUCCCUGCGGAAAGCCCCCAGCUUUCGACCGUCGAGGAAGCGUUCACUAGCGAGAACUGGAUCAUCCGUAUCUACAAGGUCAAGGACCUUGACAACCUCGGCCGAGACCACGCCAGUGCAACGGCCUUUGACAAGGGUAACAAGCGCAAGCGGGCCACCAAGAAGAAGGGCCCUCGUGUUUUGAGAAUUGAGUAAACGGUCACAACCGGGCUCCGUCUUGAUUUUAAAAGACAGUUACUCUUGUGGCAUGUUGGGAUGUGUAUUCCCAAUCUAUAUUCUAGCUUAUAUUCAAAUUCCAUGUUCUUCCCAUUACAGCAAGUUAUACAUCUGCGU